GGGGACGAAAAUGAUACCGUGCCCUUGGAAUUGCAAGGCCAGACGUUCUAUGUCACCCGAAAUCUAGAGUCCGCGCUGCGCAACAUCUCGCAAAUGGUGAAGAAAUUGGUCAUUUGGGCAGAUGCGCUGUGCAUCGACCAGACGGAUCUCUCCGAGCGCGCUGCGCAGGUCCGCUUAAUGGGCGACAUAUACCGCAACGCAGACCACGUUCUCAUCUGGAUAGGCGGCACGCAGGAGGACGGUGUUCUCGCUCUCGUCUUUAUUGAAACGCUUGGAUGGAUAGCCGUAGCACAGAUGUUAAAGCGCCCUUGGUGGACACGUAUCUGGACCCUUCAGGAAGCAGUACUCGCUAAGGAGGUUUCCGUA
Molecule: messenger RNA, 366 nt
Organism: Eremomyces bilateralis CBS 781.70
Lineage: Eukaryota; Fungi; Ascomycota; Dothideomycetes; Eremomycetales; Eremomycetaceae
Exons: 2
Source: RefSeq, a predicted model, not a curated record